Messenger RNA from Temnothorax curvispinosus, 4043 nucleotides. RefSeq lists its product as uncharacterized. NCBI's taxonomy places the organism in Eukaryota, Metazoa, Arthropoda, Insecta, Hymenoptera, Formicidae. The record is from RefSeq and is a predicted model, not a curated record. Bases 705 to 2258 code for a protein of 517 amino acids. The transcript is spliced from 3 exons.
AUGCAAAUCCUGCGGUAAUAAUCGAAAGAUACAGUGCGUGACACAGUAUUAGAGUCCAUCUUAAUCUCGUGAAAAUGAAAUUUAGGUCAAUUCUGUCGAAUCUCUAUAGAAGAGCGGAUCAAGAUCUAACAAUUGAUGGAUCCGAUUAAUCUAAUUUAGGUUAAUAAAAUGGCAAAUUUCUUAUUUCAACCUUGGAAAUAUUCUCUUUUUUUUCUCCUUCCCCCUUUUUUAUUCAUUCCUUUCUCCUGAAAAGGAACUAUCGUCUAGAGAAGGAAGAAAUCGCGAAGAUGGCCUUCGCGAUCGCAUUAUCAUCUGCAUAGAUAAUAUGUAAAUAAACUAUCAUCGCCUACUGCACGGAUUGCCGCUCUCACCAGCAUCCUUUUCCGGAAAUACUAGCUGGUCGACCGGCCGGUCGGUUAACCUUGGAAUGUUUUGGGGAUAUCCGAUGACUCUCCCGGUUCCUUCGUUUUGGCCCGAUCGGAACCGGUCCUCCUACGGACGAGCGGCUAGGUAAUUUAUGAGGUAAACCAGCGAUUGCCGACGCGGCCAAGGUGUCAAGGUAGGGAGUUCUCUCCCGGAGCGAAGUGAAUGCCUUUCCCGGCCGGUUGGUCCCGGCGCGGCAUCUCAGUACUCCUGGUGCCGCACCAACCGAUGGGACUUGUCGUUUUCUCGCGCGCGGUCGCGAUCAAGAAGGGCGAAGAAUCAUGAUCAGGCUCGCAAUCCUCCUCGUGCUCGCGAUCGACCUGGCGAAGGGCCAGCUCAACUACGAGGGAAAUCCAUACACGGAGUUCACCGAGUAUAUCGCGGAGGAAAGCAAUCUUUCCGAGAGGUCUGCCAGGAAAAAUGACGUCUCAAUUGACGUGUCCAACCCCGUGGUCUCGUCCCGUCCUCAGAAGCUGUAUCCCGUUGCAGAGCCCGAAAGCGAUGGGCGCUCACAGCAAGAGGCGGAAACCAAUGAUCUUCUUAAAUCACAGAUUUCGUCUUCGGUCCAGACUCUCCAAUCGGACACGUCCGCUCGGCAGUUCCAAGACUCUUCCGGGAAUUCGCCGAUCAGCCAAGCGGAGGUCGCGCUGAACACGUUCUUGAACUCCAGGACACCCGCGGAAUCUCGCUUGUCUCUCGAUCACUAUCUCCGCAGUCAACAGUCGCCGGAGGCUCAAUUACGAUCUUCGGACGCGAUCAUCGGUCAGGAAUCAUCGAAGCCGAUCGAGCCUCUCAACCCUCAACCUCAACCUCAACUGAUCUCUCACGUUGAACAACAGCAACAGUUGCUGGUCCCUCAGGUGAACCAGCAACAAGUGCAACUGACAUCGCAAGUGGACCAGGUUAAGAUAGUGCCGCAGGCUGAUCUACGGCAACAAUUAUUGCCGUCUGCUGACCAGACUUAUGGCUACGUGAGACAACCAUCCGUGGUACAGGCGGUACAGCCCGUGAUCAGAACACCCGCGGGAGUUGUCCUGGGACAGAAGAUGCUGCAGCCAGUGCCACUCGUGCCUGCCUUCCAAGCUAGGAACGACAUGAUAACGCCGGCGAUGUGGCGGGAAAGAAUGAGAAGAAUACGCGGAAAACCGUACCCCUUUGCACAAUCAAGGAUAGCACCGGCAUUGUACCAAGGACCAAUUGCAGGUGAGAAAACAUAUCUCAGAGAGGAAACGCAUGAUAGAUUGUUCGACGAGAUAUUACAAAAUCGCCUUCUGGAUAUCUCAGUUCCUUUCAAGGCCAAGGGUCCGGUGGGUCCGGUGGAGGUGAUCUACACAAAACCACCGGGUUUCCAUCGAGGACCGCCCAUCCUCAGUAACCCACCGGUUCCCUACGAGGACGCGAGCGCCUGGUUCCCCGACGCUGAUCAGCCGCCCUCCCAGAAGGACGUCUAUUAUUCGCAGUUGUACGCGCAGUCCUACGAUCCUCACUAUUACAAUUACAUCGCCGCGACCGGUAAAAUCCGGCCGUAUCUGUAUGGGAAGAUAGGCAAGUAUAAGGAGGAGCAGAACGACGGCAUCUGGUCGGAGCUCUAUCGCGGCUUCAAAAAGCACGGCCUGAGAAAUAUCAUGACGCCGACCUUCUUGCUGGGCAUGACGCUACCAGUGGUGACCCUGAUGCUCUCCGCCCUCGUGCAAAAGCGGUCCAUCUCGCGCUCCGACGACGCGAGGGAUUUGAAUCAAGAGGACGCUCUGCAAGAAUACCUCGAAAGACUGCAGAGAGCGAUGGAAUGUUACUCCGGUAGGAAUUCCCGAGACGCGAAGCUAGACGGAUGCUAGAAUCAAGGAUGUCCUGAUGCUAAAUGAGUAACUCGUGCCGGAUAACGCGUGAAAAAGUAGCCCGUUCGGCAUUGAGAGAGUUGCAUUAGUAAUUCAAGUAACGAUAAAUGUAAAAAUUUGAAAUAUUUUUAGUAUUCAAACUAUUUAUACAUUUUAUAUUUUUGAUAUUAAAAUAUAUACGGACUCUUUAUGUCUGCGCAUCAUCUUGCACUUCCAUUUCACUCAACGACAAUCAGAUGUGAUCGUUUGAUUCUGAGAUUCGUUUAUUUAAUGCGACGUUACGUCUAAUUUAAAGUAAGGUAAUUCUCGCCGCGUUUUGGAAUAAACGCACGGCGAGAAUAAGAAUUUUUGUACUUAAAUUAUGCUAAAGGUAAUACUCUUAAAAUCGCGUGUGCUUUGUAGACAUAAUCACGUAAUUGCAUUUGAGCGGAGACUGGUCAUGUUGAUCAAGUACGAUAGUGUGAACAUAUAUGCACGAGAUCUGUUCAAAAACUUCUCGAACUUUGUCUUUAUAAUUUUUGGGGGUAUUACAACUUAUUCUCAACCUCAUUCGUCUGCGAAUGUCUUCAAAUGUCGAUCCUUUAGCCUUUCACGGAUUUUAUUUUUAAAAGGAGAAAGUUUACGAAAGCCACGUCGAAAAAAUGUCAGAAGAAAAAAAGCCUGAAUUGUAGAAAGACAAUUCAUAGUUCUUUCACCACAACGCGAUCGCACACGCAAUCGCUGCUGAUUCGUCACUUCUGCACCAAACAAAGAUGAUUGUGUUUCCUCACCCUUUCUACUCACGACCUGACUCUCGUGGACUUAUUUCUUUUCUUAAAAUUGAAAUCCACGUUGAAAGACCGAAGAUUCGACACAAUUGAAGACGUCAAAGAAAAUUCGCAGGCGGAAUUACGUGAGCCUGAAAAACGCGUACAGAGACUGUUUCCAGAAGUAGAAAUGGCGUUAAGAGUAUCAUCAAUCGAGAAAGAACGUAUUUCGAAGGAAAUAGGACUGAAUAAGUUGUAAGUAAAUCACCAAAAAUUAUAAAGUUCUUGGGAACUUUUUGAAUAGAUCUCAUAUAUAUGUAUAACGUUCUUAAAAACGCCACGUAAAUGUAACGUUUCAAGAAUAUCGAAAACUGCAUAACUUUGUAAAGCAAUUAAAUUACGCCAUACGAAUUGCAACGUACAAUUAAACAGAAGCAAUGCGUUGUAAUUUUAACGCGAAUUAAAAAUAAAACAUGCGUUUCAGAGUAAUUUAUCUCAAUCGAAAAGGAAGGUUUUAAGCAGAUAUUUUAAUUUCCAUACAUUUAAAUGAUCGCUUCCGGCGGAAAACAGUAGAAAAACGACGUUUUGCACGCGCGACUCAUAUUAUCUCCGCGCUACUGUACGCGAUCACUGUAACACAAAUCUAAUGACACGCGAGCGUUCUCGCGAUGUGUCAUUAGUGCAUUAUGCAAGACUCACGUCUAAUAAAAAAAAAGACCUACGUCUCCCUCCUGUCUGUCGCAAGUCAUCAGUUGCUGUGCGCUAAAAUAAAAAGGAGGAAAGAUAAAAACUACUAAGGCUGCUCUUCCGGGUUAAAUUUAGAAGAAUUAAAUAGCGAAAGGCAAGCCAGACUUGCCGAUGUUACUGCAUCAAACACUGUGUAUAUAUAUAUAACAUGUAUCUAAUAUACAAAAAUUAUACAUAAUACACACUCGCGUUAAUUAAAACACAUACUGUGCGUACAUUGUUUACUGUUCCUGGCGCAACGAACAUUUCCCACAUUAUCCAUCAUCCCCGGAAACCGAACGCGGAUAUCUCU